AUGUCUUGGACACUUGAUGUCGAUCGUGGUAGACAAACAUGGAGAUACACUGAGGAUAAGGAUCACAAACCUACUGAUGUCGAUGUCCAUUUGCUCAAUCUAAAGGCCCCUGGAACUACAUGCCCAAAGGGAUGUAAUAUGACACCAGCCAAAUCUCCCCAAGAGGCCAUCACUAAGGCUUUCCAAUACUUCUCGGCAGUCCAGACUGAGGAUGGUCACUGGGCUGGUGACUAUGGUGGUCCAAUGUUCCUUCUACCCGGUCUUGUAAUUACAUGCUAUGUAACUGGUUACUCGCUACCCGAGGCACAUUGCCGUGAGAUCAUACGCUAUAUGCUCAAUCGUCAGAAUCCAAAGGAUGGAGGCUGGGGUCUGCACAUUGAAGCCCACUCUGACAUCUUUGGCACUGCACUUCAGUACGUGUCUCUUCGUAUUCUCGGCUUGCCAGCCGCACACCCAGGCGUGACCCGUGCCCGUGACUUUCUACGAGCCAACGGAGGCGCGGUCGGAAUCCCCAGCUGGGGCAAGUUCUGGCUUGCUGUUCUCAAUGUAUACUCGUGGGAUGGUCUCAAUCCAAUCCCAAUAGAGUUCUGGUUGGUGCCCUAUGCCUUCCCCAUAUGCCCAGGUCGCUGGUGGUGUCAUUGCAGAAUGGUUUACUUGCCAAUGUCCUACCUCUAUGCUCGCCGCACCACAGCUGCCGAGACUCCGCUAAUCCGUGAGCUUCGUCAGGAGCUCUACGUCACGGACUACUCAACCAUCAACUGGCCGGCACAGAAGAACUCCAUCAAUAAGUUGGAUAUGUACGCUCCACACUCGACGCUGCUCAAGGGUAUCAAUGCUGCCCUUGGUGUGUACGAGGGAGUUCACUCGAAAUGGCUCCGGGACAAGGCCAUCGACUUUACCUUUGAUCACAUUCGUUACGAGGAUGAGCAGACCAAGUACAUUGACAUUGGACCAGUCAACAAGACACUCAACAUGCUCUGCGUAUGGGAUCGUGAAGGACAGUCGCCCAACUUCUUCAAGCACGCCGAUCGUCUUCAGGACUAUCUCUGGUUGGCCAACGAUGGUAUGAAGAUGCAGGGCUACAAUGGAUCCCAGCUCUGGGACACUGCCUUCACCAUCCAGGCCUUUGUUGAGACUGGCAUCGCUGGUCAGUUUCCUGACACAAUGCGUCUGGCAAACCACUAUCUCGACAUCUCCCAGGUGCCAGACAACUCGCCAAAUAUGAAUCACUAUUUCCGUCAUAUCUCCAAAGGUGCUUGGCCCUUCUCCACUGUGGACCAUGGUUGGCCCAUCUCAGAUUGCACAGCCGAGGGUGUCAAGGCCGCAUUGUCACUCCGCUCACUGCCAUUUCAUAUCGCACCCAUCUCGAUCGAUCGUGUCGCAGAGGGCAUAAAUGUCAUCCUGUCUCUGCAGAACAAGGAUGGUGGAUGGGCAAGCUAUGAGAACAAACGAGGACCCAACUGGCUCGAGAAAUUCAACCCAUCCGAGGUGUUCCAGAACAUCAUGAUCGACUACUCCUACGUAGAGUGCUCUGCUGCCUGCAUUCAGGCUAUGUGCGCCUUCCGUAGCCAAGCACCAAACCAUCCACGAAUUAAGGAGGUUAAUGGUUCAAUCGAGCGUGGUGUCAGAUUCAUCAAGAGCAUCCAGCGUGACAAUGGCAGCUGGUUGGGCAGCUGGGGAAUCUGCUUCACCUAUGGAACGUGGUUCGGCGUUGAGGGUCUUGUGGCGGCUGGUGAACCUCUUACAUCGCCGCACAUUGUCAAGGCAUGCAAGUUCCUUCUCUCCAAACAACGUGACGACGGUGGCUGGGGUGAAUCCUUCAUGUCCAAUGUCACCAAAGAGUACGUCCACAACGAUCAGUCACAGAUCGUCAACACUGGUUGGGCACUUCUCACUCUGAUGGCAGCCAAGUACCCACAGCGUGAGCCAAUAGAGCGUGGCAUCAAGUUCCUGAUCUCUAGACAGUAUCCAAAUGGCGAUUUCCCACAAGAGUCCAUCAUUGGAGUGUUCAACUUUAAUUGCAUGAUCAGUUACUCAAACUACAAGAACAUCUUCCCAUUGUGGGCAUUGGCCAGGUAUUGCAAUAUCUAUCUUCAGAAAGCUAAUCUUUAA
This is a messenger RNA of Acytostelium subglobosum LB1, 2112 nucleotides long. RefSeq lists its product as hypothetical. NCBI's taxonomy places the organism in Eukaryota, Evosea, Eumycetozoa, Acytosteliales, Acytosteliaceae. The record is from RefSeq and is a predicted model, not a curated record. The transcript is spliced from 2 exons. Bases 1 to 2112 code for a protein of 703 amino acids. Gene Ontology annotation, cellular component: lipid droplet. Gene Ontology annotation, molecular function: lanosterol synthase activity. Gene Ontology annotation, biological process: triterpenoid biosynthetic process; cholesterol biosynthetic process.